Messenger RNA from Ambispora gerdemannii, 2463 nucleotides. Lineage: Eukaryota; Fungi; Glomeromycota; Glomeromycetes; Archaeosporales; Ambisporaceae. The record is from the annotation of a GenBank genome assembly.
AUGUCGUCGUCAUUUCAAUUAGAAUCUUCAAGAACUACUAACGUCGCGAAAACGACAUAUCUCACACCACACAAAAUUACCCUGCUAGGGUUAAUAAAGUAUUACUUUAAUUCAAAGAAAGAAGAGUUUGACGAAGAAUUAUUGUUCUUUUUAACUGAUAAAAUCUCGAAUGAAUCUCGAUUUCCGGAACCAAGUCUACUUGAGUUUUGCGAAGAGUUGAAAAAUGAAGUGCCGCUUGAAGGCAAAUCGAUCAAAGAUCACUGGUUAAAAGAGUGUAGAUAUAGUCCUUUGGGAUUUUUUGUGCGACGCUGUCAUCUAGAAGGAAAUAAGUUAACUUUCAAUGAACUCGGUAAAUUAUGGCAAGCGUUUCGCGAUUACAAAUCUGUUGCAUCACAACAAGUUGUACCGUCUCAAUCAUCCGCGUCCGAGAAUGAUGUGUUAUCUGGCCUAAUAGAAAAAUAUCAUACACACAAACAAGUGAUUAUUGCUAAAUCUGACGCUGAAAAGUUUUCACUCUAUUUGAUCGACCAGCUUCGAAAAUAUGGUGGUGUACUACCUGUCGAACUUGAAAUUCGUAUACGAGAAAUGCACGAGCGAUUGCCAGAAGUCUCAAUAGUGUAUUACAUAGAUUAUUUAAAUUGCAUGCAACUAGGCGAAUACGAAGGAGCCAUACGAAGUUUUUACAAGUUUUCUAAUUUCUGUCCGGAAGACGAGCAAAAUAGGAAUUGGUAUCAACAUGUUCUUUUGAAUCUGGUUGUGCUUCAUGCGAAAUUUGGUCAUAAGAAUCAAGCACUUUUGGCCAUCUCGGAAGCUAUACGUAUGGCACGCGAGAAUAAUGAUCAAGAGUGUUUACGGUUUGCUCUUAGCUGGCUAUAUCGCUUAAAAUCAAUUGAUUCAGUCGGUACAGCACGAAUAGGCGCGUCCGAACAGCAGAUGCUCGAAUCAUUAAUCACCAAUGCAAAGGAGUCGAAUUCGUUCUGCUUGCAAUCUUUAGGCGAGCUUGGUAAAGCACAACGAAUCUUGCAGCAGGGCGAAUCACCGACUCUUGUCUAUGAAUCGUUGCUUCGAAGCUCUGCCUUGAAUAUGAAAGCUAUUAAAGGCUCCAAAAAUUCAUCAAAGAGCAUGUAUGGACAGGAAAAACUUUUGAAUGCUAGUGUUUAUGAGACAUACGGGUUUUCGACGUUAUCCACACUGUAUACUUCUCAAGUGAUAAACAAUCCAAAAGGAAAUCUUGAGGAUACGGUGAUAGCGUAUUGUCAAUUGGCUGAUCGUCAUAUCUCGCAUGGCAAUUACGAUGAAGCAAUAAAAUUACUUUCAGAAUCGAAGGAGAAAUUUCUCGAAAUUAGGACUUCUGCUUCACUUUGGGCUGCUUGCAUGGGUAAAGUUCUGCAUCAGCGGAGCACCGAAAGAGGUGAAUGGGCAAACAUCGAAGUAAAUGAGGCUCAAUUUGGAGCAAUUUGUCAAGAUGACGAAGUACUAUACUCGGACUUCAAAUACCAUUGUGCAUUAGCAUUGAGCAAGUUAAAUCGUGAAGAUGAGGCAGUAGAUAUCCUUUAUGGAUUAAUAGACGAUAGCUCGCGAUCUCAUUCUCCCAAUCAAAUGCUCGUCACUAUUUAUGCGCUCAAACUUGCAGAGAUUAGAAUGAAAAGCGACGACCCGACAUCAGCACUUCCGUUUGUGCUAAGUUCGUUGUGUCUAAGCGAACGCUUUAAUUACCAGAGCAGUUAUUUGCUAGCGAAUAUUCGUCUAGCUCAAAUACUGUUGCAUUUUAAUCUGGCCAGAAGGUCAAAAAGCAUAAUUGAGAAAAUAUUACCGAUGGUACUUGCUGAACAUUCUUUGUAUCUACAAUCUGUUGCUCAGUUUGCUUACGCGCAGUCCCUUAUAGCAUGUUUGACAGAGGAUAAGAAAGCAAAUCGGGAGCCUUCCAUAGCAUAUCAAGAUAUGCUUGCCCCGCUUGAUAGAGCUUUAAUUGGAUUCCGAAAAUUAGAAUCGAUUUCUGAAAUACUACACAUCCUCCAACUCCAAGCAUACAUCUACAACCUCCUCGACUGGACAGACUACCGCAACAAAACUGCCAAAGAAUACCGUCACCUACUAACCACCCAACUCGAAACCAAUCAACGUAAACAACCCGAUUGGGAAAUGUACUAUUACGUGCGGGACGUGGCGAAAAAGUACAACAAAACUGAUGUGGAUGUGGACGAUGUGAUCAAUGCCGCGGAGAAGAUUGUGAUUAAGGAGAGCAGUCCGCCGCCCGAGGGGAUUUUUAGCGAUGAUGGUGCUGAUAAUAUGGAUAUGGAUAUUGAUAUGAGUGUCAUUGAGGCUAGUUUUUUGGUGGAUGAAGAGAGUGUGGAUGAUAUCACUUUAUUGAAUAGGCAUUUUUCGGAUGAUCGUAAUCAUGCUAGUGUUGAUAAUUCUAAUUCAGGAUUUAUAAAGAAUGAGGAAUUUGAUCAAUUUUUUUAA